Molecule: messenger RNA, 2192 nt
Organism: Helianthus annuus (common sunflower)
Lineage: Eukaryota; Viridiplantae; Streptophyta; Magnoliopsida; Asterales; Asteraceae
Product: phosphatidylinositol glycan anchor biosynthesis class U protein
Exons: 14
Coding region: 774-1916 (380 amino acids)
Biological process (GO): protein localization to cell surface; attachment of GPI anchor to protein
Cellular component (GO): membrane; GPI-anchor transamidase complex
Source: RefSeq, a predicted model, not a curated record
CGUCCUCGUUGUCUAUCGUCUCCCCUGUUCGCUCCAUCUUCUAAACCUAAAAAAACAACCGACAGAUCUUCUUUCCAUUCUACGAUUCAGCAGGCAGGGAAGGUAAGGUUCAAUCAGCAGGUAAGCUUCGAUUAGCCACCAUUUCUUCUCUAUUACGAUUAGCCACCAUUUCUUCUCUAUCACAUUUGAAUUGUUUUUUCGGAACGCCAUUUGAAUUGGAUCGGACGAACCAAAACGAAAAUCGUGCCAUGACCAGCGAUUUACGUGACAUUGGUUUCUUCAUUAAUUGAAGUUAUAAGAAUUUUAAGUGGAAGGAGGUUUAUCAGUUUCAUUUGUUGAUGAAAUGUUAAAUAUUAACUGUUCUGAUUGAUGAUAUUUGAUAUUGAUUUAAUAGUUUGAUAUAUAUGAUAUUGUCUCUGCAAAUAGCUAGAUAGCCUUGUAUAGUUUUAUUAACGAUGGACCAAAUCUACGGCUCCCAAAGAGGGCACGAAAGCAAUUUUAUGGACAUGUUUUGACAGGGCAGAAAGUAACCACAAACCUCAUCCUCUGAUCGGAAACAACCUCCACAAUGGAGGAAUCAUCGGGGAAGACAACGAAGAAGCAUCCAUGGUUUUGGAGUUCCGCUGUAGCUUCGAUAGUGCUAAGACUAGUACUCAUAGUCUACUUCCCAAACACUCUCAACUUCUCCUCUCGCCCCGAAGUCUCCACCCCCAUCACAAGCCUUCGUCGCCUGGCGGAAGGUUAUUGGUUAAAGCAAUCUUCGAUGUCGCCGUAUGCUGGCUCAAUGUACCAUGGAUCUCCUCUUCUAUUAUCGAUCCUUGGGCCUCUCACUGGUGAUAGAGGUGAAGGACAAAGCCAUCUUUUAUGCGGAUUUCAUCACUGCAAUUCUUAUUCGUGCGAUUGGCCAGCUUCUCCAAGUGGCGGAUAUCCAGAGUUUGAAAUCAUUAGGAGCUAGUAAAUUUUCAAAAACAUCAGAAAAUUUUCCCGCUGGUGAUAUAGCCGCUCUUGUGUACCUAUGGAAUCCUUUGACCAUCAUCACGUGUUUGGGGUAUUCAACAUCACCGAUCGAAAAUCUGAUGAUUGUUUUGUCUCUAUACGGCGCAUGUAGGAGACUAGUUCCUCUUGCUGCUUUUGGAUUGGUGAUGGCAUCUCAUUUGUCCCUCUAUCCCGUUAUUCUAAUCAUACCAUUAGUUCUGUUAAUAGGUUCUGGUCUAGAUACACCGCCAAGAAAACUGUUUCUGCAACCAAAUCAUGGCGAUGGUUACAAGAAAACUAAUUUUUCAUGGAGACGAGUUGUUUUGUUCUUUUUGUGGGCUUCUGUAUGGGCACUCUAUGUUCUAGUUCUGUGCAGUAUUUCUCUAAAAGAGUACAGUGGCCUCGGAGAAAUGUUUAAAAGAACGUAUGGGUUUAUUCUCAGCGUAGAAGAUUUAUCUCCAAACAUUGGUGUCUUGUGGUACUUCUUUGCAGAGGUAUUUGAUUUUUUUAGAGAUUUCUUCCUGAUAGUAUUCCAUAUAAACAUUCUUUUCAUGGUGUUACCACUUGCUAUACGGUUACAUCAUCGACCUUGCUUUUUAGCAUUUGUCUACAUUGCAAUCUCUUCUAUUCUCAAGUCCUACCCUUCGGUUGGCGAUUCCGCUCUUUACUUGGGCUUACUGGGCCUGUUUGUCAAUGCAUUAGCCGAUAUGCAAUUCUCGUUUUUCCUUUUCUCUGGGUAUUUGGGGACGUUACUUCUUAGCCCUGUGAUGCACAACCUGUGGAUAUGGCGGGGAACAGGAAAUGCGAACUUUUACUUUGCUACUGCAAUGGCUUAUGCUUGCUUUCAGAUUAUCUUAGUUGUGGAGAGUGUAAGUUCGAUGCUUAACCAUGAUAGAGCUCUAAAGAAAGGUGCUACACCGGUUGCAAAAAAGAUACAAUAGUAGAACAGGCUAUGCAUGAUUAAACGAAAUCCCAGGAAGCUUGUUUUCAAGAGGCAAUCUGCACUUGUGACCAGGCUUUUUUUAAAUUGUUUUUCUUUUGGGACAUACGAAUAGUCGAAUACGCAGCAGAUGAGUUAAAUGGUUUCAUCACAGCUCGGUUCAAUCACGUUUUUCUGCAGUAUGGCAUGUAAUGUUGUUUUCAUCUUUAAUAUUAGGUUCACACAUAAAGUAUAUACCCAAACUUCAUUAGCUAAGGCUUGUCGGAUUGAUUAGUUA